ACAUCCUUCACAAUAUGACCUUUUUCAGUACGCCUUGGAGUUGGAGAAUAUCAAUGACAUUGUCCGUGAUAUCCUGGACCGGAAAACCUCUGUCUGGGAUCCUUUCUUUUCCAGGUGUGUCUCUAAGAUCAGUGAGGAAAUGAGUCUCCCCGAAUCUCGAGGAGCGACAGGUAGGGUCCCAGGGGUUGCCUGUGUCGUGUCUCCUGUGCUUACACCAACGGGGACCUCAAGUGAUGGGGCUUCUCCCUUCUGCGAGUCUUCCCAGGGAUGCAUUUCCUUUCCCUCAGCCUCGGAGGAGCCUUUGGCAGGAAGCCCAUUUCCCUCACAGAGUGCUUUAAAGUCUCGGUUGGUGAAUGUCCCCUUUGCUGAGUUCCAUGGAAGAGAAGCUUCAUUGUGGGAUCUGCUGCAUUCUCAGUACAUUUCCGAGGAGAAAAGGAAGGAGCUGCUGCACCUCUAUCGGUUGGGUGAUCUCACCCUUGAUCAGAUGGCAUCUGCGGUGACCCACAUCAUGCACCCAGGAGAGGGGGGGGAAGAGAGUCCCAGUGGGGACUGGUCAGCCAGCAGCAGCCCUGAUUCCACAGUGGCAGAAGACGGUGCAUCCCAGGCUCGGCAUCUGCAAUUGAAGAAGACUUUGAGGACCACUCUGGUCCCCGUGACGGUGGGAGAAUAUAAGGGGCAGCGCCUGUGUGUCCUGGAUCUCCUCUUCUCUAAGUACGUCCCUCAGGAUAACAGGCAGGAGCUCCUUGAACUGUACCGGGCAGGGACUUUACCCCUCGAGGACAUGAUAAGCACAAUCACUGGCCUGCUGGAAGAGGCGGAAAGCCAGCAGGAGAAGCGAGAGACCCAGAAAAGGACUGGGCGCCGAAAAGAGAGGCAGGACCCAGGGGGUGACCUGUAAGCAAGGGGGGCAUCAGCCUAGGCUCCUCUGCCCCCCCCCCCUGCCAAGCGCAGCCUCUCUGGCUGCCAUCCCUUUGGCCUCUCCCUCCUCUGCUGCUGCAUCUGCCUGGGUGGGCAGUGGGAUUUCUUCCUGAGGUUGCCAGGGAAUGCUGUUCAGCCCUCUCAUUGCACACACACACACACACACGCACGCACA
Notechis scutatus (mainland tiger snake) is the source of this 1093-nucleotide messenger RNA. Lineage: Eukaryota; Metazoa; Chordata; Lepidosauria; Squamata; Elapidae. The record is from RefSeq and is a predicted model, not a curated record.